UGUUGUUGUUUGGCAAUGGAAACCAGUAAAAACUCUCAGUUGUAACUUAUAACUUAUAAUAUUUAGCUUAUAAACUAAACAUUUAGAUCAGAGCUAAAUUGUUUGUAGGUAAGAUAAAUAUUUAUCUUGGAGCUAAAUUAGCUCGCUAAAUACAUAUUUUGAAGCUAAAUACUGUGUCAGCAAAUGCAGUAUUCAGCUUGCUAACUCAAUAUUUGGCUUCAAAAUAAAUAUUUAGCCAGCCAGUUUAUGUAGUAGACUAAGAUCUUAGCCUAUUACCUAAAUAUUUUAUCUGGAGCUAAUUGAAAAAUGCAUAUUUAGCUUGCUAACGAAAUACUUCGUUUGGAGCUAAUAUUUAGCUACCAAGAUACAUUUUAGCUUGCUAACUCACUACCUAGCUUGCUAACAAAAUGUUUGAGCUAUAUUGGGUUAUUUACAGAUUCUGAAGAUGUGGAUUCCAAUGAUGGAAGACAUGAAAAUGAAAAACGCAGCAGUUCUUUACAAGUUUAUGCUUUAAUAACAUGUCCAUGCUCUUUGUAGUUUAGGAGUAUGAUAAAAGAAAAACAGACUUGAGUUGCUUUGGCAGAAACAAAACUUUUCUUUUAGUCUGGUGUAAAUAAUUAUUUGAUUUUGGAUGUUUGGAUGCAGUCAGUCAGCGUGGGGCGCAGCGCUGCUCACGCCUGGUUAUCACACCCAGCAGCCCAGCAGUGCAGCCCCAGGCCUGGCAGACGUACAUCGGCUUUCUGGUGGCAGGUUAUGUUUCUAAUUGUAUUCUAAAAGCUAAAGUUUGGCGACUCACUCAGAGAAACCAAAAGUUUUUCCUGCAGAAAUGACUUAUAAGUAUUCAUAUCAUCGUUUUGUUUCCACCAGCAUCUUCAGCUUUUCUUUUGAGUGACCUGGUCUUAACCUACUUAUUCUUUUAUUAUUUUUAACAGUUCUUUGGUAAGCUGUACACAGCAAAUUAAAGAUCAUGCAGUACCUUGCAGACCACCACAGUUUGAGAACGAUUGCUAUAGACUUACUCUGUGGCUGUUUCAACAGAAGAUGUUUAUAAAUGACCAAACAGAGCAAAAUAAAUGGUUGGGCUUCAUUUGGAGCAGAAAUGUUGGUAAAUCAAGCUAAAGCAUUAGAAAUUAGGGGGAAGAAUAAGAAUGGAAGGAAGGAAAUCAGAGAGGGACAGAGCUGAGUAAGUGGAGCAGAACCAGAGUUCAGGAGCAUGUCGGUGAGGGAGGGGCGACCCGUUAUCUCAGACAGCGGUUGGACAGAGGAGCAGACGAUCUUCGGACAUUUUUCCUGGUCGGUCUGUACAGAACAAACCUGGAGGAUCAGUAGGAGCUUUUCCUGGGUGAUGAUUCGGUGGCGCUCUAACGGGACCUGCUGAAGUCUGGGGGUGGUCAGCAUGGUGGCAGGUCAGAGGCCCGGUUCUGUGCUGGGACACCUGCUAACCUUUGGGUUUACCUCUCAGAACCACAACAUGGGGAAACAGGAGGAGGAGCCGGGCACCAAGCGCAGCAAACCCGUCCCCAGGGUGGCGGCGCUGGCGAGCCUGCUGCCUCCGGUCAAAGCCACAUCGCUGAAGAGGAUCGGCCAAACCCUGCAGUUUCUGUCCCUGCAGCGCUCCGUCGGUUUCCGUAAUGAGAGUCGAGCUUCAACUCUUCCUCCUCCUCCUCCUUCCUCUUCCACGAUGACGACGCGUGUCGUUUCCGCGACCGUCUCCAGCCCUCCGUUCUGCAUGACCAUGUCGCGGGUUUCCUCGGCAACAGGCUCCGCCUCCAAGCGCCGCGACAGCAAGCUGUGGAGCGAGACGUUCGACGUCCGAGUCGGAGCGACUCUGAGUCCAAAGGAGAUAAAAAGACAAGAGGCCAUUUUUGAGUUGGCUCAAGGAGAACAAGACUUGGUGGAAGAUCUGAAGUUGGCCAAGAAGGCGUACCGCGACCCGAUGCUGACGCUGGCCAUCAUGACUGAGCAGGAACUGAACCAGAUCUUCGGUACUCUGGACUCACUCAUACCUCUGCAUGAAGACUUGCUGAGUCGGCUACGAGAUGCCAGAAAACCCGACGGAACCACAGAAAAUGUGGGACACAUCCUGACCGGCUGGGUGAGCGUUUCUCUGGCUCAUAAGGUCAGUUUGAAGCUGGGCGGGAUGCCUUACGGCGAUGUGUUCGUGUCCCUGCAGCUGCCUUGUCUCUCCUCCUACACGCCGUACUGCAGCAACCAGGUGCAGGCCAAGGCCCUGCUGGACCAGAAGAAGCAGGACCGGCGGGUCCAGGACUUCUUGCAGCGCUGCCUGCAGUCUCCGUUCAGCAGGAAGUUGGACCUGUGGAACUUCCUGGACAUCCCUCGCAGCCGGCUGGUGAAGUACCCGCUGCUGCUCAGAGAGAUCCUGAAGCACACGCCCAACGACCACCUGGACCGGCAGCACCUGGAGGAGGCGAUGCUGGUGGUGCAGAGCGUGGUGGCAGACAUCAACCGGCGGACCGGAGAGUCGGAGUGUCAGCACUAUAAGGACCGUCUGCUGUACUCGGAGGAAGGACGGCGGAACGAACUGAUCGACGGAUCCAAGACGCUCAGCUGCCACGGAGAGCUGAAGAACAACAGAGGAAUCAAGCUCCACGUGUUUCUGUUCCAGGACAUUUUGGUGAUCACCCGGUCGGUUUCGCUGAACAGCCAGCCGGUCAGCUACCAGCUCUGCCGCCAGCCAAUCCCCAUCCGCCAGCUGGACCUGGAGGACGUAUCGGACGGCGAGCUGAGAGUGGGCGGGUCCAUCAGAGGGGCCUUCAGCAACACCGAGCGAACCAAGAACUUCUUCCGGGUUUCGUGCCGGUCAGGAAGCCAGCUGCAGACGCACUGCUUCCAGGCGAGCGACGCCUUCAACAAGCAGCAGUGGAUCAACUGCAUCCGGCAGGCCAAAGAGGCGGCGGGAGAGCAGACUCCUCAGACGGAACGGCGUACAGAACCAGAACCAGGAGAACCGACCGAUUCGAGCGAAGAUUCAGGAAUCAAAAACGAAACUUUGGCAAAGACAGAAGAUCUGAAUCUGGAAGAUGUCGGUUUAUUCUCAGAGAACAUGAUGGCCGCCGAUGAUGGGAUGUCAUCAGUAGAACCAGAGAUGGACGGUGAGACGGAGUCAACACCGGAAUCAGAACCACCUGCAGACUGCAGGAUGGACCAGGAAGUAGAGACUUCAGCUGGGAAGGUCGCUCUGAACGAAGAGGAGGAGGAGGAAGUCAGCACGGACGCUGGAGACAACCAGGAAAUGAUCUGCAGAUGCUGACGGAAAAUAAACAGAACUGAAUUCAACCGAAUGCAGAAUCAGUUCAAAUACUCAACAAAA
This is a messenger RNA of Xiphophorus couchianus (Monterrey platyfish), 3331 nucleotides long. RefSeq names its product Rho guanine nucleotide exchange factor (GEF) 3 (gene arhgef3). The transcript is spliced from 9 exons. Gene Ontology annotation, biological process: positive regulation of Rho protein signal transduction; intracellular signal transduction. Gene Ontology annotation, molecular function: guanyl-nucleotide exchange factor activity. Bases 1397 to 3271 code for a protein of 624 amino acids. Lineage: Eukaryota; Metazoa; Chordata; Actinopteri; Cyprinodontiformes; Poeciliidae. The record is from RefSeq and is a predicted model, not a curated record.